AUGGAUAUAAGUAAUGAGGCUAGAGUUGAGUUCUUCUCCAUAGGACCUUCUUCAAUUGUAGGUCGAACAAUAGCCUUUCGAGUCUUGUUUUGCAAAUCAAUAUCGCAGUUGAGGCAUAACAUUUUUCAUUUCAUGAUAUAUUACUUGUACAAGAUCAAGAAUUGUCUGUCAUACUACUUGACACCUUUGAUCAAAUGGUUUCACCCGCGUAAUCCACAAGGGAUACUAGUGUUAGUAACACUUCUAGCCUUCUUGUUGAGGCGAUAUACGAAUGUUAAAAUCAGGGCUGAUAUGGUUUAUAAGAGGAAAUUUUGGAGGAAUAUGAUGAAAUCUGCAUUAACUUAUGAGGAAUGGGCUCAUGCUGCGAAAAUGUUGGAGAAAGACACACCUAAAAUGAAUGAGGCAGAGUUUUAUGAUGAAGAGUUAGUUGUAAAUAAACUUCAAGAACUUCAACAUCGUCGUAAUGAAGGAUCUUUAAGAGACAUUAUGUUCUUUAUGAGGGCUGAUCUUGUGAGAAAUCUUGGUAAUAUGUGUAAUCCACAGCUUCAUAAGGGUAGGCUUCAUGUGCCUAAACUUAUUAAGGAGUACAUUGAUGAGGUUUCAACUCAGUUGAUAAUGGUAUGUGAUUCUGAUUCAGAUGAGAUUUUGUUGGAGGAGAAGCUUGCUUUUAUGCAUGAAACAAGACAUGCUUUUGGUAGGACAGCAUUGCUUUUAAGCGGGGGCGCGUCUUUGGGAGCUUUUCAUGUUGGUGUGGUUAAGACAUUGGUUGAGCACAAGCUUAUGCCAAGGAUAAUUGCUGGUUCGAGUGUUGGAUCGAUUAUGUGUUCUGUAGUUGCAACUCGGUCUUGGCCUGAGCUGCAGAGUUUUUUUGAGGAUUCUUGGCAUGUAUUGCAACCGUUUGAACAGAUGGGUGGAAUUCUUACUGUUUUCAGGAGGAUCAUGAGACAAGGAGCUGUACAUGAGAUUAGGCAGUUGCAGGUGAUGCUACGCCAUCUCACGAAUAAUCUUACUUUCCAAGAAGCUUACGACAUGACUGGUCGAGUUCUAGGGAUUACUGUUUGCUCCCCUAGAAAACAUGAACCUCCUAGAUGUUUAAACUACUUGACUUCACCUCAUGUUGUUAUAUGGAGCGCUGUGACUGCUUCUUGCGCCUUUCCUGGUCUGUUUGAAGCUCAAGAACUGAUGGCAAAGGAUAGAAGUGGAAAUCUUGUUCCUUAUCAUCCACCAUUUCAUUUGGAACCUGAUCAGGCUGCAGCUUCUGGUUCAUCUGCUCGUCGAUGGAGAGAUGGUAGCUUGGAGGUCGAUCUACCUAUGAUGCAGCUGAAAGAACUCUUCAAUGUAAACCACUUUAUCGUGAGCCAGGCGAAUCCACAUAUUGCUCCUUUACUCAGGAUCAAAGAGUUUGUAAGAGCUUAUGGAGGCAACUUUGCUGCCAAGCUUGCUCAUCUUACUGAGAUGGAAGUGAAACACAGAUGCAAUCAGGUACUAGAACUUGGUUUUCCCUUAAGGGGAUUAGCCAAGCUAUUUGCUCAAGAUUGGGAAGGCGAUGUCACCGUUGUAAUGCCAGCCACUCUUGCUCAGUACUUGAAGAUCAUACAGAAUCCCUCUACUUUGGAGGUUCAAAAAGCAGCAAAUCAAGGGAGGAGAUGCACUUGGGAGAAACUAUCAGCCAUUAAGGCAAAUUGUGGAAUUGAGCUUGCUCUUGAUGAGUGUGUAGCAAUACUCAACCAUAUGAGUAGACUAAAAAGGAGCGCGGAGAGAGCAGCUGCUUCUUCACAAGGUAUGUCAAGCAGCACAGUCAAACUCAAUGCUUCUAGACGUAUUCCUUCUUGGAACUGCAUUGCGCGUGAGAACUCAACAGGCUCCCUCGAAGAAGAAUUUCACGCGGAUGCUUCUUCCUCUCUUCAUCAUCACAAUGCUGGUCGAAACUGGCGUGCUAAUAACAAGAAUACUGCACUUGAUCAUCAUGGUAGUGACAGUGAGUCUGAAAGCGCGGAUAAUAAUUCUUGGACAAGAUCAGGUGGUCCAUUGAUGAGGACAACAUCAGCUGAUAAGUUUAUCGACUAUGUACAAAACUUGGAAAUGCAUCCUUCACAACGAUCGAGCAGAGGACUGAGUAUUGACCUCAACAAUGUUGUAGUCAGGGAGCCUCUUUCUCCGAGUCCACGAGUCACAACACCUGAUAGGAGAUCAGAUACAGAAUUUGAUCAAAGAGACAUCAGAAUCAUCGUCGCUGAGGGUGAUUUACUACAGACUGAAAGGACUAACAAUGGGAUUGUAUUCAAUGUAGUAAGGAGAGGAGACUUAACUCCAUCAAACAGGAGUCUUGAUUCAGAAAACAACAGUUGCUUUCAUGAUCCAGUGGCCGAAUGCGUGCAACUCGAAAAUCCUGACAAGGAUAUGGAUAUAAGUUCAGCAUCAGAAGAUGGAGAAACAGAAAAUGCAGUACUAAAUGAAGUAACAGAAAAUCAAAUCAUAUAAGAUAUGACAUGUUGUAUCCUUAUACUAUCAGUGCAGUUUAACCGGUUAUUACUCUA
Molecule: messenger RNA, 2537 nt
Organism: Solanum pennellii
Lineage: Eukaryota; Viridiplantae; Streptophyta; Magnoliopsida; Solanales; Solanaceae
Product: triacylglycerol lipase SDP1-like
Exons: 3
Coding region: 1-2481 (826 amino acids)
Biological process (GO): lipid metabolic process
Molecular function (GO): triacylglycerol lipase activity
Source: RefSeq, a predicted model, not a curated record